This is a messenger RNA of Gymnodraco acuticeps, 4324 nucleotides long. RefSeq names its product junctional adhesion molecule 2b (gene jam2b). The transcript has 11 exons. Gene Ontology annotation, biological process: leukocyte tethering or rolling. The record is from RefSeq and is a predicted model, not a curated record. Lineage: Eukaryota; Metazoa; Chordata; Actinopteri; Perciformes; Bathydraconidae. Gene Ontology annotation, cellular component: tight junction; cell surface; protein complex involved in cell adhesion. The coding region runs from base 2773 to 3651 and encodes 292 amino acids.
GGCAUCACUAAAGACGGAGCCCGCAGUUUGCAUCGCAUCCACGCUGCAUUGAUGUUGUUGUGUUUCUGUAUUUUCAGCAUACAUUUGGCCAUGUCACAGCAGGGAGAGAAUGACCUCAUACCAGUACGAUAUGAAGGUAUUUGUAUGUGAGUAUUUCUAUUUCCUGCUACUUUUUUACUUGCACACACAACAACAUUUCAGAGGCAACAAUAUUGUACUUUUUACCCCCCGUCAUUUAUCUGACUCUUUGUAUUAUGUAUUAUUAUUGGUCAACAUUAAAGUUCAUUGAGUCACAAGAUACCUGGCAGCAUAUACAGUAAACAAAAAAGCGUGCCGUUGACCUUUUAUUGUUUCAACUGCAACAAUAAUGCAUUCAUAUUUUUCUUUAAUUUAAUUGUGUGUUAUAUAGGUUUUUGUGGAUGAAAAUGGUCUCCAAAGGCUAAAAUCCCAGAGUCCCCUCAAGAGGGAGUUUCUUCCGUAACAUCACAAUGCCACCCUUGUGUUUCUAGCUAACCAAUCAGAGCAGACUGGGCUCUGGUUUCAGACAGAGGGUGAAAAGAAGUGCUGCAGCACAGGCAGUAUGAGAAAAAUAAAGAGCUUUUUGAACAUCAAAGCAUGGAGACAAGUCACAGUAGUGGCACUAAAUAGAAAUAUGAACCUAAAAAAAAAGCAAAAUAGGGCCCCUUUAAAUAAUAUAAGAUUAUUCUGAAGAAUGAGAAGUUACAUUUUUUGUACUUUCAUAAUAUUUUGAUGCUUCUUCCUUUGUGCAUUUUUUUUCGAGUACACAGUUAAAUGCAGAAUCUUACUUGCAACAAAGUAGUUUUGCACCGUGGUACUAAUACAUUUACUUGAGUAAAAAAUCUUAGUACUUUGUUUACAGUGGCUGUAAAAGAUCAGUUUGCAUGUAAAGUCGCCUCUUCACGUAUAUUUGGUUUAUAUAGGAUUGAGAGAGGUUGUUUAUGUGAAACAAGUUGGUGUAAAGUGAGUAGUGUGUGUUGAGCGGUGUUGUUCUUGGUGUGUGUGAAACACACAGACUGUAUGGUGUAACAUGACAACCUGCUCGAGCGCAGCAGCUGGGACUGUAGAUGGUGAACAGGUGCUGCAGCAGAGAUUUUGAAACUUUGUAUUUCUCUUAUGCUUUCCACAUGUGUCUGCACUGAUGGCCCCUGUGUGUGUCCUGUGUGUGUCCUGUGUGUGUCUUUAAAGUGUGUCUUUGAGUGUGCAUAUGGCCACAAAUGUGAGCAUGUGUGCACAUUAACCAGAAUGAGCGACAAUGAGCUGUUGUGUGGCUGCUGCUGCUCAGAAACCUAAUAGCCAAGGACACAGAAGCUCAGCAGCAGCUGUCCUCUCUGCACCUCCUAUUUCACUCACAGCUCUAACUGAGGGAUUUACAUCUUUACAUUCAGGUGGAGGGUUACACGCUUUAAAGAGGUAGUUAGUAUUACACUAAAGAUGUAUUUAAUUGUUCCUAAAGAGCUGACUGAAUCAGAUCAUGUGUUUAUUUAGCAAAAUAAUAAAUAAUACGUAUUCUUAACUGUAAUGAUAUACUGCCUUUCAUGACAUAAAACACAGCUCAAAGUGCCUUACAGUAGAAAGAAAUCAACAACAGAAGUGAUAAGGAGGAGACUGGGAGUGAAAACAAUAAAAUAAUAAAAUCCUAAGGAGAUACGAUGAAGGAAUAUGAUUGAAAUAAAAGCAAGUCAAUAAUGGUAAACACUUUUUUUAAUUUAAUCAAUGUGUUAGACACAGAAAGCAAAUAUCAAAUAAUAACGAUUGAUGUUAGAAAAAGUUGGAAUUAAUUAAAAGCAAAAUCAUCAAAAUACUUUUUAGGCCAAACUAUUAUAUCGGUCAAAUAAGUCGAGAGAAAUGAAAUAUAUUUAACAGCAAAUUGUAGAAGUAUAAAGUGGAGUUACCACUACCUUUCUUUCCCCUUUAUACAAGUACCUGAGUUUUUGGCCACUUGGAGGCACUAGAAACAAGUUAAACACACAACACUGACAUAUCACCACAUUUUAAGAUGUUAUGAAACAGUUGUGUAUUUACAUCAAACCGUUGGAAAGCUAUACCAUAUUGUAUUUGGAGUUGUGAGUAAAUCAGAGCAGUGUUGAACGGCCAAACAAUGAGAUGAAACUCCUUUUUAAAGCUUAAAAUGAACAUUGCUUGAACAUUUUCAUUUCAUAUAAUGCGAUUACAAAUUGAUUAUUUAUACCCACCAAGUAAAUCAACCUUGUUUCUUUCAACCCCUGCACGUCAUCCGUCGCUGACUAACACUUCUGUAUGUUGCACUUACAAUAGUUUGACUUAUUUGAGGAUAAUAUACCUCCUGGAUUCUUACUGUUCUGAAUUUGCACCCUCAUGGUUAAGGGCUUUUAUUUUCAGUCGCUUUUGAUAAAAACUUAGUUAAAUGAAAUGUGUUUACUUUCCUAUGUUUGCUCCGUUCCUAAGAACCCAAAUCAGUCUUGGACAUGUUGUCACUUGUAGGCGUACAUACUCCUACACACUAAACCUUGUGCUAAUUGUACUGUAUGAGAAACUAAGAUCAAAGAACGACCCGUCUCAGAGCUCAUGUUCCCCCUGCUGUGGGCGGGGGUCUCCCUGGACAUCAGGACAGCAGCAGCUCCUCCGCCCUGUUCACGCUGCCCUCAGUUGUCCAGGCUGCUCCAGAAAGUGUGCACGUGCUGCAGAUGAAACUUGAAGAAGCUGCAAAGACUUUGGAGUAAAACAAUUUUCAUCGAGGCUCAGCGGACGGAUCUGAACUCACCGGGACUAAACAUGAACACCAUGAAGGUGUUGGCUCUGACCCUCCUCAUCACUUUGAUGCACAGUCCUCUCUUUCUGUCAGUGACGGUCAGCAGCAGCAAACCCAAAGUGGAGGUCCACGAACACACAGAUGCUGUGCUGGCCUGUGAGUUCAGGACGGAGAAAGAUCAGAACCCCAGAAUCGAGUGGAAGAAAAAGGGAAUGGGGGUGACGUUUGUGUAUUUUAAUCACAAAUUCACUGGCCAGUAUGCCAGCAGGGCGAAGAUGGAGGGGGCGACGCUGACGUUUCACUCGGUCUCUCAGAAAGACUCGGGGGAGUAUCGCUGCGAGGUGACGGCCAGCGAGGACCACGUGAGCCUGGGAGAAGCUACUGUGACGCUCAAUGUGCUCGUGCCUCCUCACGUCCCGUCCUGCGAGGUGCCCAGCUCGGUGUUCGUGGGCUCCGGGCUGGAGCUUCAGUGUAAAGACAAACUCAGCGUUCCCCCGGCCACUUACCGCUGGUACAAAGACAACAAGGCCCUGACCCCCUCAGCAGAGACGCAGUACAGCGCCGACACCAGCAAGGGCACACUCGAGUUUAGGAGUGUGACCAAAAUAGACGCGGGGAUGUACCGCUGUGAGUCCUCCAACAGCGUGGGAGCGCCCAAGAGCUGCGUGGCCCAACAACUCAAAGUCAUUGAUUAUCCUUUGAAUACGACGGUUUUGAUAGCAGGUGCUGCAACUUUCCUGGCGCUCGUCCUCUUCUGCUGCAUCUGUGUGUGUGUCUGCAGGCGCCGAGGCUGCUGCAAGAAGGAGAAGAAAAUGAAAAGCAACAAAUCCUACAACCCUCCUCCUCCGCCUCCCAUCCGAAACAUCAAACACUACAAACAAGCUCACUCCUUCAUGAUCUAAGAGCGGAACACUUUGACUUCAAACCAUCCUGAAUAUAAAGUGUGUACUUCUUCAUAAACACACAGGAAAGUUACUCAAACUCGCCUUGCUUUUGGACGGGCAGUAUGAGAAAGAUAAAGACGUUUAUGAACAUUACAUCUUGGAAACAUGCCAAAGUAGGGGCAAACCAUCAGUAAUGUAAAUGGUGUCUUUAUCUCAGCUCCUUCAAAGCCAUAUUAUAUGUUAAAUUGUCAUAUUUUUCUCGAGUGUAAAGACCUUUUUUAUAUCUCUGUUUUUAUUCAUAUCUUUCCAACUUUUCUCAGACUUUAUAGGCCAAGUUCACAAUGCAGUUUAAUCUCUGUUCCGCCACCUAUAGGCAAGAAGCUGUUAUUCAUCCAAAUACUGUAUAGAUUGUAUCCUUCUUAUUGCCUUUCAUUUAUAUACAGAUGCAGAGAUGUUGGGGAUAUGAAGUUGUUUUUUCUCUUUGUCAUUUUUGGUAUAUAUAUAUAUUUUUCAAAUGUGUGUGUUUGUGUGUUGAGCUUAUGAUUGUUUAAUAUUUGGCUGUAUAAAUUCAAAUAAUGUGAAUUGAGCGACAAAUGAACGGGUGUCUGCACACACUGAAUUGUGCUUUGAAAUGCUUUUGAAAAUAUUUUGAUACUUUUUUGAUGUUCAAUAAAGAAUGAUGAAAACAUAA